AUGUCGAUCGCUGAAAUCGUAUCUCAACGUGUUCAACAAGCAUUUCCAGAUGAAAACAAAAGAACUCUCAAAGCGGCUACUGUCAUCGUGAACGUUGGACGUCUAAUUCCGCCAAGUUAUGUUUAUCCAUUACCACCCCUUUGUACAAGUGAAGAACGGCUUCACUUUAUAUCUUUCAUUUUAAAAAAAGAAACCGGUAUUGAUUACUCAGUAGACGAAGUACUCGUUGCUCAUAAUGUACUGAUGGGUAGUGAAAAUGUUCAGCAACAAUUGAAUUUUGAUUUCAAUAUUGGAACAAUACAACAUUAUUUAGAUGAAUAUAAACUUGAACAACCUCGAUCUACAUUCGCGAGAAGUUUUAGUCCUCUUCUUCUAUUUCCACAUCGAAUCGUAUGUAAUAUAUGCGAUGCACAGCUGAAAACUAUUUUCCAAUCUUAUGGUCAAGUCGUUUACUGUACAAAAGUUCAAUCGUGUCUUCUUUACAAAGCUGAUUGUCAUGUAUGUCGACGAUCAUAUCGUGUCUCAUCUGUUUACUUGAUGGAUCAGAAGCAAACACUCGUCACUGCUGAAUCGCAAAUGUCUGAUUUUAUACAUUUUUCUGGCUCAAUCGUUUUUUCGAAAGAGAUUCUCAUCUCCUUUUCUUCACAACUAAUUGACGAUUAUGCUACUUUUGAAGGCUUUGCCUCUGCUACAAUUAAAGUCUUCAAUAGACUCCAUCCUAACAGAACGGAUCAUAUCAACGCUGAUGGUCUUGCUCGCAAUUUAGAAGCUGUUUGGCUAUAUUAUGAAUUGACAAAUUUCAUAUUCAUGACCAGUAAAGCAAAGGAUAUUCGUUUUCCGUAUGCCAUGAGUGAAGGUCGAACUAGAAUCAAAAGCCAACAAUCAUUAAGAGCAAUAUUUAUUGAAAGAAACCUCAAUUGGAUUUACCAUAUAUUUACAACUUUUUGGUCAAAUCAUGAAAUCGUAUUUGGCUCUUGUAAAUGUGGAAACUGCUCGAAAGUUAUGGUUAUUGAUGGUCAUCAGAAACCGUAUGUUUUUUUUCCAUAA
Messenger RNA from Adineta ricciae, 1047 nucleotides. The record is from the annotation of a GenBank genome assembly. NCBI's taxonomy places the organism in Eukaryota, Metazoa, Rotifera, Eurotatoria, Adinetida, Adinetidae.